CAACGGGGCGGAGCUUCCUCAUCGGUGCGCUCAGCGUUCGGCUAGUGCUGCCUCGCCCCGGCGACCAUCCAGCGGGAGGCGGAGCGAGUCCAAAAUGGCGGCUCUCAGGCUGGCGCGCUCCGUGCUGCCGAGGCUUUGAGGUGGUCGCCAGGGGUCCGGGGGAACGUUUUCCCCGCCGCAGGGGCCCUGGAGGAUGAAUCGGGGGCUCUGCUAAGGUUAGGCGGUGGCGGUGGAGAGAAGUGGCAGCAAGUGCUGCGGUGGAGUCCACGGAGCGGGAUGUGCGAGAGUUACUCCAGGUCGUUGUUGAGGGUCUCGGUGGCGCAGAUCUGCCAGGCGCUGGGCUGGGACUCCGUGCAACUCAGCGCCUGCCACCUCCUCACGGACGUCCUGCAGCGCUACCUGCAGCAGUUGGGACGGGGCUGCCACCGGUACUCCGAGCUCUAUGGCCGAACAGACCCAAUUUUGGAUGAUGUUGGUGAAGCUUUCCAACUUAUGGGGGUUAGUCUUAAUGAACUAGAAGACUAUAUUCACAAUAUUGAACCCGUUACUUUCCCACAUCAAAUUCCUUCGUUUCCUGUUAGUAAGAACAAUGUACUCCAGUUUCCUCAACCUGGAAGUAAAGAUGCAGAGGAAAGAAAAGAAUACAUUCCUGAUUACAUGCCACCCAUUGUGUCUUCUCAAGAAGAAGAAGAAGAAGAGCAGGUGCCCACUGAUGGGGGAACAUCAGCAGAAGCCAUGCAAGUUCCCUUGGAAGAAGACGAUGAACUGGAGGAGGAGGAAAUUAUUAAUGAUGAGAAUUUCUUGGGUAAGAGGCCGUUAGAUGGCCCUGAAGUUGAAGAAAUGCCUGCCACGAAGCGACCACGACAAAUAAGCGCUAAAGGAGACACCCUGGAUGUAGCAUUAUUGGAAGCUCGAGAACCACUCAGCUCAACCCAUACCCAAAAAAUUCCACCGAUGCUUUCUCCAGUCCCUGUACAGGACAGCGCAGACCUCGCUCUCACGCCAGAGCCACCCAUGUGAGUUCCAGUUGCAAAAUCACAAAUGCCAACCACAAAACCCUUAGAAACAAAGUCAUAUACACCCAAAACAAAGACUAAAACUAGUUCUCCAGGACAGAAGACUAAAUCACCUAAAAUGACUCAGUCACCAGCAAUGGUCGGAAGUCCUAUUAGGUCACCAAAAACUGUACCCAAAGAAAAGAAAUCUCCUGGACGUUCUAAGAGCCCCAAAAGCCCCAAGAGUCCUAAGGUUAUAACCAAUAUUCCCCAAGCACCAGUCAGACCUGAAACACCAAAUAGGACUCCUUCAGCUACAAUAUGUGAAAAAAUUAGUAAAGAGACCCUUCAGGUAAAACAAAUACAAACACCCCCUGAGGCUGGGAAGCUGAACAAUGAGAAUCUGCCAAGAAAAGCUGUUGUGAUCGACAAAACAAUUGAUGACUCUAUUGAUGCUGUGAUUGCACGAGCUUGUGCUGAACGAGAGCCAGAUCCUUUUGAGUUUUCUUCUGGAUCAGAAUCAGAAGGAGACAUUUUUACCAGCCCUAAGCGAAUUUCAAGUUCAGAAUGUACAACUCCAAAAGCUUCAACUUCCUUGAAUAAUUUCACUAAGUUAGGGUCCACUCCUCUGCCUCUUUCAGGUGGAACAUCAAGUUCUGAUAAUUCCUGGACAAUGGAUGCCUCCAUCGAUGAAGUUGUACGGAAAGCAAAAAUGGGAACAGCUUCCAAUGUGCCCCCCAGCUUUCCUUACCUCUCCUCUCCCUCAGUCUCUCCUCCCACACCCGAACCUCUGCACAAGCUGUAUGAGGAGAAAACCAAAUUGCCUUCCUCAGUGGACAUCAAAAAGAAGUUGAAAAAGGAACUGAGGACGAAAAUGAAAAAGAAAGAGAAGCAGAGAGAUAGGGAACGGGAAAGAGACAAAAGCAAGGACAAGAGUAAAGAGAAGGAUAAAGUUAAAGACAAAGAGAAAGAAAAGGAGGCAAAUAAGGAAGCCAAGUAUCCAUGGAAGGAAUUCCUGAAAGAUGAAGAAUCAGAUCCCUAUAAGUUUAAAAUAAAAGAAUUUGAAGAGGUUGAUUCCAAAGUGAGAUUGAAAGAUGGACUUGUGAGAAAGGAGAAAGAAAAGCAUAAAGAUAAGAAGAAAGAUAGAGAAAAGGGCAAAAAAGAUAAAGAUAAGCGAGACAAAGACAAAGUUAAAGAUAAAGGUCGUGAAGAGAAAGUGAAAGUGGCACCAGCCCCCCUGGUACUGCCGCCCAAGGACAUGGCUCUGCCCUUGUUCAGCCCCACGGGGGCCGUGAGGAUCCCAGCCAUGCUGCCCUCUUUGUCACCCAUGCUUCCUGAAAAAUUGUUUGAAGAAAAAGAGAAGCCUAAGGAGAAAGAAAGAAAAAGGGACAAAAAGGAGAAGAAGAAAAAGAAAGAGAAAGAGAAGGAAAAGGAGAAGAAAGAGAAGGAAAGGGAAAAAGAGAAGAGAGAGAGAGAGAAGAGAGAAAAAGAAAAGGAGAAACACAAGCAUGAAAAAAUAAAAGUGGAGCCAGUUGUCCCAGCCCCAAGUCCAGUCAUCCCCAGAUUGACUCUCCGAGUUGGUGCAGGCCAAGACAAGAUUGUCAUCAGCAAAGUGGUUCCAGCCCCCGAGGCUAAGCCAGCUCCUUCUCUGAAUAGACCCAAGACCCCACCACCAGUGUCAGUCCCAGCCACUGUGCCAGUGCAUGUCACUCCUGCCCCAGUGCCUUUGCCACUCCUUGCACAGUCCACCUCGUCCCCCGCUUUGAUGCCAUCCCCGUCCCCUGCCAUCUCUGGAGCCGGAAGUUCAAAAGCCCCUGUCCGGAGUGUGGUAACGGAGACCGUCAGCACUUAUGUGAUCCGAGAUGAGUGGGGCAAUCAGAUCUGGAUCUGCCCUGGAUGCAACAAGCCUGAUGAUGGGAGUCCCAUGAUCGGCUGUGAUGGCUGCGAUGACUGGUACCACUGGCCCUGUGUUGGAUUAAUGGCUGCACCACCAGAAGAAAUGCAGUGGUUCUGUUCCAAGUGUGCCAACAAGAAGAAGGAUAAGAAGCACAAAAAGAGAAAGCAUCGGGCACAUUGACAUCUGCAGCACGGACCAGUGGCGUGGCCUCGGGGCUCCUUUCCUACCACUUCAGAUGGGGAUCCAUGAAACUCUGCUGUCCCAUCUACCGCUAAGUUCCUGUGGAUGAGGAAUCUCGGGAGACCGAGGACAAGAGAACUACAGCGUCCACUCUGGAUGCUUCCCUCUGGAACAUACUGGCCUGUGGCCACAUAAUGGUGUGACGGAAGGAGACUCCAGUACAGGUGUGGCACGAGGACUGCCGGGCCUUCAUUUUUCUAUUACCAGUGACAAGUAUUAAUAAAAAGACCAUAAUCUUCCCUUCUGAUUUUCUUUAUUCUCUCCAGGGCCUUUUCAUGAAGGUAUUAGAUGACAAGAUGAUGUGUAAACCACCUUGGCUGUAAUUUAAGGAUGAUAUCAUUAGGCUGUAUACAGUUUUCAACUUCUUUCCCUCUAUAGUAAGAUAAUCAUAAUAACAUAAACGAAAACUCCAGUUGGAGUAUUGGUAAAUAUUUUUGUGAUAAAAGUUUAUGAAGCUUCCCCUCCUCCCAUUUUUAGUAUUAACAUGUAAAAUGUUCAGGCUUUUGUGAAAUACCUUAUAUUUUUUAAGAAAAAGGUUUCUAUCAUGUCCUUUUUGCUCUCAUGCAAAUUAUUUUUGUUAACUCACACUUUCUGUCUUUGUUGCAUUCUAACUUUGCGCUUCUUUAAACUGCUGGUGUUCUUCUCACUGCUUAUACAUUUCAUCAGCUUGUAUAAAAACUCCUCAGACUAGAAGAUCUCCUCUUGUGUAAAUAAUAAAUAUUUAUGAAGUAGUUAUUUUUAAAAUUUUUAUCGUGUUUAAUUCUGGCUUUCUCUGUAAUCCACUGUGAUUUCAGCCAUGUCUGUAAUUACUGCUGUACAUAAGUAAAGAAGGCUAGAAAACAGAGCCAUAGUUGGAAGUUACCUACCUUGAGCUGAACCUGCACAGUGCCCACAACACGGUGGGAAAGGGCCCUAGCAGUUAGAAGGAAAGCACGGCAAUUUAGACUUGCAGUUCAUUAUUUGAAAUUGGUUUGUUUCUGUAAAUUUCUUUGACUUUUAUUAAAGGACAUGUAGAUUCCUCAAAAGUAAAAAAAACAACAACAAAACAUUCUGUAGCAUUUUGUGUUUAUAUUGUUUUAUUUCUGCAAAUCUGUUCAUUAAUAUUGUGAUUUAAGGCUGUAAUGAAGAAUAUUAAGAAUUUUUAAAAAAACUCAUCAAAUUUCAGGGUAUCACAAAACUUUAUUAUAUUACUAUACUGCCCACUAUUUAUUAUAUGUUAUAGAUAUCAGAUAUAAACCAAAUAUUUUAUUUUUAAUGUAAAACAUCAAAUUUUAUUAACAUAUUUUAGCAACUUUGGAAUAAAUAUGGACUUUUACUUGAUUUUGAAAUAAUCCCAAUUUGGGCCAGUGUAAUGGAUAUCUUAAAUGCUAGAGUAUGGGCAUUGAGCCUAAUUCAAAUAUAUUAAUAGAAAUUGUGAUUUUUUUAAUGCCAAGUAAAUUGAUAUUAGUGUAUGAAUUAGUCAUAUUUUAAGACCUAUUAUGUGGUUAGAGAAAUGAGGUUUUCUGCCAUGAAUGUUAAAUUGCAAGUCAGUGGAAAUGGAGUAGCCCUUUUAAGAGUACAGUAUUUCAUUGCCGUCCUUGUUCUAGAAGCCAACUUUUUCUACCCCUACCAGAAAAACAAAGCAUCUAUGUUAAGAUACAUGUUUUUGUUUUAUUAAUUUGAGAUCAUUCUAAAUACUUGAUACAAUAUUUUCACAUGCACAAAUAUACCCGUUAGUGCUUUUUGGAAAGUGAAGAGGGGUGGGGAAGUGCAAAAUAAAGAUUAUUGGCUAUUUCA
Molecule: messenger RNA, 4908 nt
Organism: Myotis myotis
Lineage: Eukaryota; Metazoa; Chordata; Mammalia; Chiroptera; Vespertilionidae
Gene: TAF3
Product: TATA-box binding protein associated factor 3
Cellular component (GO): transcription factor TFIID complex
Molecular function (GO): protein heterodimerization activity
Source: RefSeq, a predicted model, not a curated record